Molecule: messenger RNA, 2503 nt
Organism: Scomber japonicus (chub mackerel)
Lineage: Eukaryota; Metazoa; Chordata; Actinopteri; Scombriformes; Scombridae
Product: myosin-11-like
Exons: 6
Coding region: 53-2503 (816 amino acids)
Source: RefSeq, a predicted model, not a curated record
GGAACUUUUGAGAAAGGAUCUCAACAAAACGAAGGAAGAAGUUGAAGCUGCCAUGAACAUCAUCAGUGGAGAGAGAGAACAACUCAGUCAAAUGAAAAUGGGCAUUGAAAAAGAGAAAGAGAAACUUUUCAAUGAGAAAGAAGAAUGGAAGCAAACGUUUGAGAUGGAAAAACAAGACCUUGAAAACUUGAAGUCAGAGCUGAAACAAGAGAGAGAAGAUCUAGGUAAGGUGAAUGAGAUGAUGAAUAAAGAGAAACUGGACUUGGAGUUGAUGAGUUCUGGCAUCCAGAAGCAGAUCAGUACAUUAGAGCAAGAUAAACAAGAAGAAGUAGAACUGAAGGAACCCAUGAUCACAAGACUGAUACAAGAACAGAAAACCAGUGAGACUAUUGCACUACCAGAAAGAGAAGAACUUGAACUUGUGAGAAAGGAUCUCACCAAGAAAGAGGAGGAAGUUGAAGCUGUCAUGAACAGCAUCACUGGAGAGAGAGAAAAACUCAGUCAGAUGAAGAUGGACAUCGAGAAAGAGAAAGAAUUACUUCUCAAUGAAAAAAAAGGAUGGAAGCAAAUGUUUGUGAUGGAAAAACAAGAACUUGAAAGCUUGAAGGCAGCACUGAUACAAGACAGAGAGGCUCUAGAGCAAAUGAAUGAGAUGUUGAAGAAAGAGAAGCUGCGAUUGGAGCUGAUGAGGUCUGAUAUCCAGAAGCAGAUUAAUAAAUUAGAACAAGAUGAAGAUGAUGAAGUACAAUUAAAGGAACCCAAGACCACAAGACUGACAAAAGAACAGCAAACCAGUGAGAGCAUUGUACUGGAAGAAAGAGAAGAAGUGGAACUUUUGAAAAAUGAUCUCCACAAGAAAACGGAAGAAGUUGAAAUUGCCAUGAACAGCAUCAGGGGAGAGAGAGAACAACUCAGUCAAAUGAAAAUGGAAAGAGAAGAACUUGAACUUUUGAAGAAGGAUCUGAACAAGAAGAAGGAAGAAGUUGAAGCUGACAUUCACAGCAUCAGUGGAGAGAGAGCUCAACUGAGUCAGAUGACUACAGAAAUUGAAAAAGAAAAAGAAAUACUUAUCAAUGAGAAAGACGAAUGGAAGAAAACAUUUGAGAUGGAAAAACAAGAUCUUGAAAACUUUAAAGAUCAGAUGACACAAGAGAAAGAGGAUCUGGAUAGAUUCAAUGAGACGAUGAAGAAAGAGAAACUGGACUUGGAGUUGAUGAGAGUCAAUGAGAUGGUGAAGAAGGAGAAACUGGACAUGGAGCUGAUGAGGUCUGACAUCCUCAAACAAACUGACUUAUUACAUCGAGAUGAAAAAGAUAUGAAAGACCAAAAAGACAAGUUAGAAAUGACAAAGGCUGAGCUUCAAAAGAAGAGAGAGCAUGCUGACAGUCUGUUUGAUGAGAUAAACAGAGAGAAAACCAACAUUAAAGAUCUGACCCUUCAGGUUCAGACAGCAAGAGACCAACUGGAAAACGUCAUGAACGUUUUUGCUUUAAAACAAAAAGAACAAGAAGUCAAAGAUGGUGAGAUCAAAACAAAAGAAGAAGAACUUCAAAUCAGUAAGAACACCAUACUGGCAGAAAGAGAAGAACUUGAACUUUUGAAGAAGGAUCUGAACAAGAAGAAGGAAGAAGUUGAAGCUAAGAUGAAGAAAGAGAAACUGGACUUGGAGUUGAUGAGGUCUGACAUCCUUCAACAAACUGACUUAUUACAACGAGAUAAAGAAGAUAUGAAAGACCAAAAAGACAAGUUAGAAAUGACAAAGGCUGAGCUUCAAAAGAAGAAAGAGCAUAUGACACAAGAGAAAGAGGAUCUGGAUAGAUUCAAUCAGAAGAUGAAGAAAGAGAAACUGGACUUGGAGUUGAUGAGGUCUGACAUCCUUCAACAAACUGACUUAUUACAACGAGAUAAAGAAGAUAUGAAAGACCAAAAAGACAAGUUAGAAAUGACAAUGGCUGAGCUUCAAAAGAAGAAAGAGCAUGCUGACAGUCUGUUUGAUGAGAUAAACAGAGAGAAAACCAACAUUAAAGAUCUGACCCUUCAGGUUCAGACAGCAAGAGACCAACUGGAAAACGUCAUGAACGUUUUUGCUUUAAAACAAAAAGAACAAGAAGUCAAAGAUGGUGAGAUCAAAACAAAAGAAGAAGAACUUCAAAUCAGUAAGAACACCAUACUGGCAGAAAGAGAAGAACUUGAACUUUUGAAGAAGGAUCUGAACAAGAAGAAGGAAGAAGUUGAAGCUGCCAUGAACACAGUCAGUGGAGAGAGAGAAAUACUUUGUCAGAUGACUACAGACAUUGAAAAAGAAAAAGAAAUACUUAUCAAUGAGAAAGACGGAUGGAAGAAAACAUUUGAGAUGGAAAAACAAGAUCUGGAAAACUUGAAAGAUCAGAUGACACAAGAGAAAGAGGAUCUGGAUAGAUUCAAUGAGAAGAUGAAGAAAGAGAAACUGGACUUGGAGUUGAUGAGGUUCAGACAGCAAGAGACCAACUGGAAAACGUCAUGA